Molecule: messenger RNA, 798 nt
Organism: Symbiodinium necroappetens
Lineage: Eukaryota; Dinophyceae; Suessiales; Symbiodiniaceae
Source: the annotation of a GenBank genome assembly
GCCAUUGCAGCUGGAAAAAAGCUGCAGGAAGAGCUCAAGAAGGAGAUCAUCGAGGGUGUUGCAAACACGAUCCGUCUGACCAAUCCCAAAACGGGCAUCCGAAUGUCUGAGAUGGGCGGCCAUGCCAUCAUCCAGGCACUGAAGAACAAACACCAGGAGACGUUCAAGAACAUCCAGCUUUUACUCUUCAUCAAGGCACAUGACAAAGUCUUCUGGGUGGAUGAUCCCGAGAGCGGCAACCCCUUGGUCAGAUGUUUGGAGGACGUUGAAGCAGAGGUGGCCCCCGAUGAGAGACCGCUUGAGGAAAUCAUCGAAGAAAGACGAGCCGCACUGCCUCCUGGUGGAACCCCUGUGACACCGGAGACGUUCAAGGCCUGGAAAGAGAAAAGAGAGGCAGAAAGGUUGGCACAAGUGGAAGCAGACCGUCAAGAAAGUGCAAAGAAAGGCACCAAGGGCCUUGUCGGCAUGAGUGGCCGAGAUCUGUUCACGUACGAUGCAUCUCUCUUCAAAGACGAAGAGGGUGCCGUGUCGGCAGACGAGUAUGAUGAGCGGGAAGAGGACCCUGAGUAUGACGAUGAUGACGGCAAGACCCAUGGUAUAGCUCAAGAUUUGCAGGAUGAAGGUGAGGAUAGCGAGGACGAAGAAGCAGAGCCAGAUUCUGGUGCCAGAGGUAGCGAAGAUGUCAAGGAGGCAGGCGCCAUCAAUGAGAAGCUUUUCUUGGAGGAAGAGGAUCUGCCGGACGAUUUGGACGAUUUAGAUGAGGCAGAUGAAGAAGCUGUGGAGGAAGGCAAAGGAUGA